Molecule: messenger RNA, 1401 nt
Organism: Abrus precatorius (Indian licorice)
Lineage: Eukaryota; Viridiplantae; Streptophyta; Magnoliopsida; Fabales; Fabaceae
Product: purine permease 1-like
Exons: 2
Coding region: 147-1223 (358 amino acids)
Cellular component (GO): membrane
Molecular function (GO): purine nucleoside transmembrane transporter activity
Source: RefSeq, a predicted model, not a curated record
AAAAAGCAAGAAACUAAGCAGUGGUCAAUUUAUAUAGCACACUCACGAAAACUUUCCAAAUGAUCGUUUGACGGCAUAGCAACUUCCGUUCAAUUAUUGGUAACAAGAAAACACUACACAGAGGAGAGUUAGAAUUGCAGGUAGCCAUGGCGGACAGAAGAGUAGAAGCCCAAGACAGAGCCCUUAAGAGGUUUCUUCUCAUAAUAAACUGUUUACUGCUAAGCAUAGGCACUUGCGGUGGCCCCCUCGUGAUGCGUCUCUACUUCCUCCGCGGCGGCCACCGCGUCUGGCUCUCCAGCUUCCUCGAAACCGUCGGCUUCCCCGUCAUGCUCAUCCCCCUCACCGUCUCCUACCUUCGCCGUCGCCGCCGUCUCUCCUCCGGAGAACCCCAAAAACCAAAGAUGAUCUCCAUGAAACUUCCUCUCUUCAUUGCCUCCGCCUUCGUGGGGAUCCUCACCGGCCUGGACGACUAUCUCUACGCCUACGGCGUGGCUCGGCUUCCAGUUUCCACUUCGGCUCUAAUAAUCGCGACUCAGCUCGGCUUCACGGCUUUUUUUGCUUUGCUCCUUGUGAGGCAGAAGUUCACGGCUUAUUCGGUGAACGCUGUCGUUUUGCUGACAGUUGGCGCGGGGGUUCUGGCUCUUCACGCGAGUGGUGACCGUCCUAAUGGAGAGUCCACUAAAGACUAUGUGUCGGGUUUCAUUACGACACUAAUGGCAGCUGCAUUAUACGGCUUCGUUUUACCCUUAAUCGAAUUGGUCUACAAAAAAACCAAACAACCCAUCACUUACUCUCUUGUCAUGGAGAUUCAGUUCGUUAUGAGCCUCUUUGCCACUCUGUUUUGCGGGGUUGGGAUGUUCAUCAACAACGACUUUAAGGCAAUUCCGAGAGAAGCGAGAAAUUUUAAGCAUGGGGAAGGAAAUUACUAUGUGGUGCUGGUGGCGAGUGCAAUAAUGUGGCAGGCUUUUUUCUUGGGAACAAUUGGGGUUAUAUUUUGUUCCUCGUCUUUGUUGUCGGGUAUUUUAAUCGCGGUGUUCCUACCCAUAACGGAAGUUUUGGCAGUUAUUUUCUACAAAGAGAAGUUCCAAGCAGAAAAAGGGGUUUCUCUGUUACUCUCGGUUUGGGGCUUUGUGUCUUACUUCUAUGGUGAGAUUAAACAAGCCAAAAAAAUGAAGAAGAUGAAUAGCAGCAGUGUGGAAACAGAGCUAUCUCAAUAUUCCUGAUCCAUGAUUAGUCUUUUAAUCACAGUGCAACUAGUGCAUGCUUUAGGUAUUUUAUUUUGUGUUUGAAUUUCGAUUGGUAGCUCAGCUCACGCCAAAUUGGCCAACUUUGCACCCUUCAACGUGCCUAUGCAUCCAUCCAAUUCCAAAGUCUACUUGUGCGACAGCAUUUUGUUCCGGU